ACAAUCGGAUUACUUGCCAGCGAAGAAGAGCGUGGGCUCAUCACACGUGUUUACAAAUCCACCAGAAGAUAUUUCCUCUGAUUUUUUUUUGGCGUUUCUGUAGCAUUUGCGUCCACAAGCGUCAGCAAGAUGCCGAAAGUUAAAGCGGAGAAGAAAAGCAGGCAGCAUCAGGAAGUUAAAAACCAAGGCAUAAUGUUCAACACAGGAAUGGGCCAGCACAUCUUGAAGAAUCCUCUCGUUGUUAAUAGCAUCAUUGAGAAGGCUGCACUAAGGCCAACAGAUGUGGUUUUGGAGGUGGGUCCAGGAACUGGUAACAUGACAGUUAAACUGCUCGAAAAAGCUAAGAAGGUGGUGGCGUGUGAGUUGGACUGCAGAUUGGUGGCUGAACUGCAGAAAAGAGUACAAUGCACACCCAUGCAGACCAAACUUCAGAUAUUAGUUGGGGAUGUUUUAAAAACAGAACUGCCGUUCUUUGACGUGUGUGUGGCCAAUUUACCGUACCAGAUUUCAUCGCCAUUUGUCUUCAAACUGCUGCUUCACCGACCUUUCUUCAGGUGUGCCGUGUUAAUGUUCCAGAGAGAGUUUGCCAUGCGCCUGGUGGCCCCACCUGGAGACAAACUCUACUGCAGGCUGUCCAUCAACACUCAGCUUCUGGCUCGCGUGGACCAUCUGAUGAAAGUAGGGAAGAAUAAUUUCCGUCCUCCUCCCAAAGUGGAGUCCAGUGUCGUGAGGAUAGAGCCAAAAAAUCCUCCUCCUCCAAUUAACUUUCAGGAGUGGGACGGCCUGGUCAGAAUAGCCUUUGUAAGAAAGAAUAAAACCCUCAACGCUGCGUUCAAGUCGACCGCAGUCGAGCAGCUCCUGGAGAAGAACUACAGAAUCCACUGCUCGGUACACAAUGUGGAAGUGCCAGCAGACUUCAGCAUCACCAAGAAAAUAGAGAGCGUCUUACAGGGAGCAAAAUUCAGUCAAAAGAGGGCCAGGUCUAUGGACAUUGAUGACUUUAUGGUGUAACUCCACAACCAGGAAGUUUCCACUAGACAACUCUGAUGGACUGACAAUGGCCUCUCAGCCAGGUGGCUUAACAGCUCCCGCCCUUUUUUGCAUUCCAAAAGAAUUGAUUCCAUACGUGGUGUGGGGCAUGCUUCUGAGUUUUCCACACAAACACUGGCUUGUGUGUCCUAAGCCUUGUUGCAUGAACUGAUGAAGCCUGCUCGGAUGAGAGGCGAAACAAAACGUCUUCUAAGAUAAACAGAACAUUCCAAUUGCGAUUGAUUCAAUGCCCUGAGAAUGAAAUGACCUGGAUGAAUGAGAAUAUUCACAGACGUCUUUAUAAUUGUUUUGCUAUUUUGUUACAAGUCAGAAUGACUUGCAGGAAUUAUUUUCCAAUACCUCCAAAAAAUAGAGAACUCUAUAUUCUUAUUUCAGAAU
This is a messenger RNA of Phyllopteryx taeniolatus (common seadragon), 1428 nucleotides long. It is a transcript of the gene dimt1l, whose product is annotated as DIM1 dimethyladenosine transferase 1-like (S. cerevisiae). The record is from RefSeq and is a predicted model, not a curated record. Gene Ontology annotation, molecular function: rRNA (adenine-N6,N6-)-dimethyltransferase activity. NCBI's taxonomy places the organism in Eukaryota, Metazoa, Chordata, Actinopteri, Syngnathiformes, Syngnathidae. The transcript is spliced from 12 exons. Bases 130 to 1011 code for a protein of 293 amino acids. Gene Ontology annotation, cellular component: mitochondrial matrix. Gene Ontology annotation, biological process: rRNA methylation.